AUGUCACGCAUGAAUUUCGCCGAGCCGAGCCAGGCGAACACAGGUCGGCCUCGUAGCCGCACCUGGCUCAACUCAGACUCCGGUACACUAAAAGGCUCCAUCACGAUCCCCUCAAACAUCACCCGUCUCUCCCGCGCCAUAAAGCCUAUAAGUGCAGACGGCAUCCCCCAAAUAUCCUACUACCAUUACGGAGUCGGUGCAGGUGGAGGCGUGAUUGACAAAAUCACCUCUGGUGCUUCUGGCGCCGGACUCUCUGAAAUUGUCCGCGAAGGCUACCAGUUCAUCGCCACCAACUGGACCCAGGGCGAUGAGAUCUUCAUCUUCGGCUUCUCGAGAGGCGCUUAUACGGCAAGGGCUAUUGCUGGGUUGAUAGCGGAUGUCGGUUUGCUGACGAAGAAGGGAUUACCAUUCUUGGCGGAGGUGUUCAAGGAUAUGCAGCACAAGCACGACCGUGACUAUGUUGGCAAGCAUCCUGAUAUACCGUUCCCUGACAAGCCGAGUGCUGCUUCACCGGAGUAUCGGGACGAGUUGCGGAGGAGGAGGUUGACGACGUUAAAUGUCCCGAUCAAGGUCGUUGGUGUCUUUGACACCGUGGGAUCGCUGGGGACACCGAAGAUAGGGUGGUUGGAACGUGUUGGGUUGCAGUCGAAUGCUAUGAAGGAAUUGUCGUUCUAUGACACGAGCCUCGGUGACUGUAUCGAGUAUGCCUUCCAGGCACUCGCGCUCGAUGAGAGGAGAUAUGCUUUUCAGCCAACGCUUUGGGAGAAGCUGGACGGUAAUAGAACGGUUCUGCGGCAGGUAUGGUUCCCGGGCGCCCACGCUAAUAUCGGAGGAAGCUACGAGGAUCAGCAGGUCGCCACUAUCACUCUCGCAUGGAUGAUGGCGCAAUGUCUGCCAUUCUUGGAAUUCGACACUGAUUAUCUAAUGGAUCAGUGGGAGGAUGGAGAAGACUUGUAUGAGAAGAUGGGUGAGAAAGAGCGGCCUUGGUCGUUUGGAAAGAUCUUCAAUGGAUUGGCUGGGGUCUAUGCGUUAGGCGGCUCGAAGACCAGGUCUCCUGGACGAUACUGCGCAACAGAUCCUUCGAAUGGCAAGCAAACGAAUGAACCACUGAUCGAUACGCACGAGUACAUACAUCCUUCGGUCCGGGCGCGAACCAAGCUAGGCGGACCAGGUAUCGAUGAUCGUGGCCGGUAUGAAUGCAAGGCUUUGCGAGACUGGAAGUUGACAGUUGAGGCACGCGAAGACGGUGGCAAGUGGCCAGACGUUCUCUGGAGAUCGCGAUAUAAGCCAGAGGAAGGGUUUGCGAAGGUCUUGCCAGAAGCACCGCUGAAGCCACUUGAGACUGAGCUGCUACAGUAUGACACGGAAACACGGGAGUAUGUGCUCAGGCCAUCUGGAGUGCGUCAGCGCAGGAGUAUGAGGAGUAAAAGUCGGCGACGGCCAUCACCUGAUGACUGA
Messenger RNA from Recurvomyces mirabilis, 1458 nucleotides. RefSeq lists its product as uncharacterized. The record is from RefSeq and is a predicted model, not a curated record. Lineage: Eukaryota; Fungi; Ascomycota; Dothideomycetes; Mycosphaerellales; Teratosphaeriaceae. The coding region runs from base 1 to 1458 and encodes 485 amino acids. The transcript is spliced from 3 exons.